Messenger RNA from Dermacentor silvarum, 1662 nucleotides. Its product is annotated as serine/threonine-protein kinase haspin. The coding region runs from base 1 to 1662 and encodes 553 amino acids. NCBI's taxonomy places the organism in Eukaryota, Metazoa, Arthropoda, Arachnida, Ixodida, Ixodidae. Gene Ontology annotation, biological process: mitotic cell cycle; intracellular signal transduction. The record is from RefSeq and is a predicted model, not a curated record. The transcript has 10 exons. Gene Ontology annotation, cellular component: cytoplasm; nucleus. Gene Ontology annotation, molecular function: histone H3T3 kinase activity.
AUGUCUCACAAAAAGGAUCUCGCUGUCAACAGCAGCGCGCACGAAGAUGACCUCGACCUGACGAUGAUCUACGUCUUCUGCGGCUUUGUCGUCGUCUGCUUGCUGGGAAAGCUGGUGCUGGCCAUCGUGUCCUACGCAGAGGCGUCUGUGAGGAUGCUGGCCGCGUCCUUGCUGGAGGAGCAAACCACGACGGCGAAGGACUUCGCGCACCCUUUCUCUUUCGCGGGUCACAAGAACGUCGCCUGUGAUGCCGACGAGAAGGACGUCGACGAAACCGACGAUGGUUGCGGCAAGUAUUGCGAAGGCCCGAUGAAAAGCGACCGCUCGAGGAAUUCCGGCGAGAGGCGACCCAUGGGCGGGGCCUUCGGCAGGCCCGUGCAACGGAACGACGAUAGCAGCGACGACCUCUUGGACGGAGACGCGCUAAGUGACCAGGAAGAAUCCUCGCUCGACGGCCUAUCGGACCUCGUGAAGGUGGUGCUGGACACGUUCGCCGAGAACCUGCAGGCGUCCCACCCGGCUCUCGACACGCGCGGCACCUCGCGGCUGUUCGGCGAACUGCUCGGAGCCUGCGGCCAGUUGUCGGCAACCACGUUCGCCGACGUCCUAGCCCGCACGGGUGCCCGCAACAUCGUGAUGAUGAACGAGGGAAAACACUCGGACGUGUUUCGGGUCAGAACGCCGGGCGGCAUCGCCGUGCUCAAGGUCCUGCACAUCGAGUACAUUGACCGUUACGCGAGGCAGCUCUGCAACCACUUGCUUGUAGCCAGGGCUCUCGAACGCCUAACCGACGAAAGAGCACACAAUUUUACCACGGGAUUCCUUCUUUUCACGCGGGCUAUGUGCGUAUGGGACGGCUACCCGCGGGAAUUGAGCGACGCCUGCCACAAGUUCGCCGCUGUCGUCUGCCACGACGCCAGACCGAGGAGCGUCGACCACAUCAUCGCCUAUCGUGAGGUGCCUCAGCCUUACCUGGUGCUGCAGAUGGACUACGCCGGAAUUCCACUGUCAUCGGUGCAGGCGCUGAGCAGUGGGCAGGCGGUCAGCGUCUUCCAGCAGGUCAUACUCACUCUGGCGGCGGCCGAAGCCGGACUCAACUUCGAGCACCGACACCUUCGCCUCGACAGCGUUUACAUCACGAGUACGUCGAGGGAAAUCGUACAGUGGAAGGUAGACGGGAAGUGGUUCGACGUCCCAACCCGAGGAGUCGUCGCAUACGUCGCCGAUUUUAGUGCCGCCCGCGUGGAUAUAGACGGAGAAACAGAGUUUACUGAUCCGCAACCGCUUUGGAAAGACUGCGACAACGACGGCACGCUGAAGGACAUUCACAGGAUAAUCGGGGAAGAUAUGAGCGCCGACUGGGGUGCCCACUGCCCGAGGACGAACGUGCUGUUCGCCUACCACGUGGCCCGCGAGCUGGCCGAACGAUUCGCGGUGGACCACCACAGCAGCGACGAGGAGGAGAAGGCGGAGUGGGACGCGUUCCAGGCGUGGAAGUUCCAGCUUCCGUGGUUCCCCAGCGUCGCCCAGUUCGCGCACAGCGCGUUCACCAGCCGGGAGGACGCGUCCCGAACGCGGAUUUCUGCGGCUGCAGUCGUCGCGAAGCUGGGACACUUCGUGACGCGAUCGCUGUCGUCUCUCGUGGGCGAGGGCGACAGAUAG